Molecule: messenger RNA, 1017 nt
Organism: Danaus chrysippus (African queen)
Lineage: Eukaryota; Metazoa; Arthropoda; Insecta; Lepidoptera; Nymphalidae
Source: the annotation of a GenBank genome assembly
AUGGCUGCAACAGCAUCUGCUGCUACGGCGACAGUAGAGGAAGAUUUGGAGGAAUGUGGACCACAGUUGAUUACAAAAUUAGAGGGUAACGGUAUUACUUCAGGGGAUAUCAAAAAGUUAGAAGAGGCUGGGUACCACACUGUAGAGUCCGUCGCAUAUGCUCCAAAGAAAUGGUUAAUAACAAUAAAGGGCAUAUCCGAAGCAAAAGCUGAUAAAAUACUGUCAGAAGCUUCAAAAUUGGUACCAAUGGGAUUUACGACAGCCACAGAGUUCCAUCAGAAGAGGGCAGAAAUUAUACAGUUGACAACAGGAUCAAAAGAACUUGAUAGACUCCUUGGUGGCGGUAUAGAAACAGGCUCAAUCACUGAGAUCUUUGGAGAGUUCCGAACAGGAAAAACACAGUUGUGUCAUACUUUAGCUGUGACUUGUCAGCUUCCGAUUGAGCAAUCUGGUGGAGAAGGUAAAUGUAUGUACAUAGACACCGAAGGAACAUUUAGACCAGAACGAUUACUAGCUGUGGCUCAGAGAUAUGGAAUGGAAAGUGCUGCGGUUCUUGAUAAUGUGGCAUACGCAAGAGCUUAUAAUACAGACCAUCAAACUCAGCUCUUAGUACAAGCAUGUGCUAUGAUGGCUGAAUCGAGAUAUUCAUUGCUGAUAGUAGAUAGUGCAACAGCUCUUUACAGAACGGACUAUUCUGGUAGAGGGGAAUUAAAUUCUAGACAGUUACAUCUCGGAAGGUUUAUGAGAAUGUUACUAAGAUUGGCAGAUGAGUUUGGUGUAGCUGUUAUAAUAACGAACCAAGUAGUGGCACAGGUUGAUUCUGUGGGUGUGUUCAAUGCUGAUACAAAGAAACCUAUCGGUGGACAUAUUAUAGCUCAUGCUUCAACCACGAGACUUUAUUUACGGAAGGGCAGAGGUGAUAAUAGAGUUUGUAAGAUAUAUGACAGCCCCUGUUUGCCAGAAACUGAAGCUAUGUUUGCUAUCAGCACAGAAGGUAUCACGGAUGCUAAGGAAUGA